AGCCAUUGGCGGGAUGGGGGCAGGGGGCGGGGCCUGGGGCGCCGGGUCAGUGUGAUGGCGGCGGUAGCGGCUGCGAAACCGGCCUCUCGGCGCGUGGGCUUCGUGGGCGCGGGCCGCAUGGCGGAGGCCAUCGCGCAGGGCCUCAUCCGAGCAGGGAAAGUGGAAGCCCAGCAGGUGCUGGCCAGUGCACCGACCGACCGGAACCUCUGUCGCUUCCGGGCUCUGGGCUGCCAGACCACCCACUCCAACCAGGAGGUGCUGCAGGGCUGCUCACUCGUCUUCUUCGCCACCAAGCCCCACGUCUUGCCCGCCGUCCUGGCAGAGGUGGCCCCAGUGGUCACCCCUGAGCACAUCCUGGUGUCUGUGGCUGCCGGGGUCUCUCUGAGCUCCCUGGAGGAGCUGCUUCCUCCGAACACGCGGGUGCUGCGGGUCUCCCCCAACCUGCCCUGCGUGGUCCAGGAGGGGGCCAUGGUGCUGGCCCGGGGCCGCCACGCGCGGAGCGGCGAGGUCGAGCUCCUGCAGACGCUGCUGGAGGCCUGCGGGCAGUGCGAGGAGGUGCCUGAGGCCCAGGUGGACAUCCACACAGGCCUCAGCGGCAGUGGUGUGGCCUUCGCGUGCGUGUUCUCUGAGGCCCUGGCUGAAGGCGCCGUCAAGAUGGGCAUGCCCAGUGGCCUGGCUCACCGCAUCGCCGCCCAGACCCUGAUGGGGACAGCCAGGAUGCUGCUGCAGAAGGGGCAGCACCCAGCCCUGCUGCGGGCGGACGUGUGCACGCCGGGCGGCACCACCAUCCAUGGGCUGCACGCCCUGGAGCAGGGCGGGCUGCGGGCAGCCACCAUGAGCGCCGUGGAGGCCGCCACCUGCCGGGCCAAGGAGCUCAGCAGGAAGUAGGGUCCCCAGAGUCCCCCACGCCCUCUCCCAGCCCCUCCCUCUAUGGAGGACAGGUCCUCUCUGACCGAGGGAGCCUCGCGCUGUGCCUGCUUCCCACACGGGGACGUGAGGGGCAGGGCCGGAGGGAUCCCUGAGCGCCCAGCCCCUGGCACAGGGUCUCCUGGUGAUGGCCACCACCAGGGGCGUGGGCCCCGAGGCCUGAGCGCUGGUGGUGCUGGUCAGGGGCGGGGCCGAGCUGGGCCCCGGGCACGGGAGCAGCUUCGGGUGGGACUUAGGCAUCUGCACGAGGCCUGCUCCCUCAGCGAAGCCCUGUUGGUGGGGGCCCCUUAGGGGGCAGCGUCAGGGUUGGAAGGAUGGACCUUGGCCAGAGGGGACCACACAGGCUUCAGCUGGCAGGGCCCUCCCGAGACCCCGGGCUCCGGGCAAGGGGCAGGUGUCGCUGGCUCUGGUGAGCCCUCCGGUCACGUGCUGAGGAUCCCUGGCCUGCCUGCAGGACCCGGCCCUCCCAUGUCCCUGAGCAGACUGCCCGGCUGGGCACGGGCCAGGCGAGCUGUGGGCCUUUGGGGGGGUUGCAGCUGUGCCCCACGGCUCACUGAGGCCUCUGCAGGCCGAGGCCCAGAGGCGGGUGCUCCCCGGGCUCCCACCCGUUCCCACUGCACCCACCAGCAGGCUUCAGCCCCCUGAGCCUACCUGUCUGCCACCCGCCUCCGGGCAGCCCCAAGGGCGGUCCCCCCCCUCAUUCCUGCCUGCCGUUGGUCUGACCUGAGUCCGUCUCAGAGGAGGGCUUUCUCUGCUGGAAGUGGGAAUAAAGUCUGUCCUGCAGC
Messenger RNA from Pipistrellus kuhlii (Kuhl's pipistrelle), 1712 nucleotides. RefSeq names its product pyrroline-5-carboxylate reductase 3 (gene PYCR3). Gene Ontology annotation, biological process: L-proline biosynthetic process. Bases 55 to 888 code for a protein of 277 amino acids. The transcript has 6 exons. The record is from RefSeq and is a predicted model, not a curated record. Gene Ontology annotation, molecular function: pyrroline-5-carboxylate reductase activity. NCBI's taxonomy places the organism in Eukaryota, Metazoa, Chordata, Mammalia, Chiroptera, Vespertilionidae.